Messenger RNA from Pygocentrus nattereri (red-bellied piranha), 1685 nucleotides. RefSeq names its product heparan sulfate (glucosamine) 3-O-sulfotransferase 3B1b (gene hs3st3b1b). Gene Ontology annotation, molecular function: [heparan sulfate]-glucosamine 3-sulfotransferase activity. NCBI's taxonomy places the organism in Eukaryota, Metazoa, Chordata, Actinopteri, Characiformes, Serrasalmidae. The transcript is spliced from 2 exons. Bases 283 to 1392 code for a protein of 369 amino acids. The record is from RefSeq and is a predicted model, not a curated record.
AAUCAGAGGAGGAGAGGAGCGGAGCGCUCGAGGCUUCUCAGCAGCGCUCGCGUGCACCAUUCAGUGAUCAUCAGUGACAGUAACAUUAUCAGUGUCCUCACCGCGAGCUUCCUCCUGACGUCUCGCGCGCGCGGAGCCGAACCCGCUUCGACUUCACUUCGCGGGUUUUUUGUUUCUUUUCUUAAUUUAUUGCUUAUUAUCAUUGCUGCUUUGAUGGCUCGUGCGUCCUGAGGCGCCCCUGCACGUGCAAGCGGAUGGAGUCCCGCCGGAGCGCGAGGGCUUAUGGGAUAUAGUAGUAGCGGGGGUCCUGCGGGCGCGGGUCCUGGGCGGCGCAGCAGGCAGCUCGCGCUGGCGGGCAGCAGCAUGCUCGCGCUGUGGCUCUACGCGCUCUACUCGUGCGCGGGACACUGCGCCACCGCGCCAGCGCACGAGCGCGCGGCACCUCCUGUCGCCGCCGUCGCCGUCGCCUCCUCCGCCAGGCUGCGCGCGCGACCCGAGCUCUACUACUACGACAGCGCGAGCGAGAAUAACAAUAAUAACAAUGACAAUAACGCCGAAAGCGACGGAGAGAUGGAGCGCGGCGCGAGCGCGCUGUCCAGCCUCGCGAGCGGAGCGGGCUUCAGGCGCCUGCCCCAGGCCCUCAUCAUCGGCGUGAAGAAAGGGGGCACGCGCGCGCUGCUCGAGUUCCUCCGCGUGCAUCCAGACGUCCGCGCGGUGGGAGCGGAGCCGCACUUUUUCGACCGAAACUACCAGAACGGACUGCAGUGGUACAGAGACCUGAUGCCCAAGACCUUGGAGGGCCAGAUUACCAUGGAGAAAACCCCCAGCUACUUUGUAACCCGUGAGGCUCCAGCCCGGAUCUACGCCAUGUCCCGGGACACCAAGCUGAUAGUGGUUGUAAGGGAUCCAGUCACUCGGGCCAUCUCAGACUACACCCAGACGCUGUCCAAGAAGCCGGACAUUCCCUCCUUUGAAAGUCUGACCUUCAAAAACAGGACUACGGGUCUGAUCGACACCUCAUGGAGUGCCAUCCAGAUCGGUAUCUACGCCAAGCAUCUGGACAACUGGCUGCAGUACUUUCCCAUGCGUCAGAUUCUGUUCGUGAGCGGAGAGCGGCUGAUCAGCGAUCCUGCCGGAGAGCUGGGUCGCGUGCAGGACUUCCUUGGGCUCAAGAGAAUCAUCACAGACAAACACUUCUACUUCAACCAGACCAAGGGCUUCCCCUGCCUCAAGAAGGCAGAGGGAAGCAGCAAACCCCACUGCCUGGGCAAAACCAAAGGGCGGACUCACCCCAACAUCGACCCUGAGGUAGUGCAGAGGCUCAGAGACUUCUACAGGCCCUUCAACAUGAAGUUCUACCAGAUGACUGGACAUAACUUUGGUUGGGAUUGAAAGCGAAAGGAAUACAAACACAAAAAAAACUAUUUUUUUUCUCUGUAUUUCUAUUGGCAAAAGAUGUGAUAAUUGCUAUAUAUAUGUUAAAUGUACAGAGAUCUAUUUUAUAAUAAUUUAUUUUUAAUUUUUAAGCAAUUAAUUCACUAAGCUGCCUAACCAUAUUUGUACAGAGCAUCUGGCCCACAUUUACAUUUUGUUUUCCCAACAUUCCACAGUUUUAUUUUCUGUUUUUGUUUUUUCAUCCAUAUCAUAGGCAACUCAUUUCAAUAAAUGGUGCUUCCAAACGCUAA